AUGAGAAUGGUACGGAUCAGAUCGACUGACAUGAGUGUCAACUUCUACAAGAAUAGGGACCAAAUGGUGUCGGCGUAUAAGGAUGUGGUCAAUGAAAAGUCAGACAUCGAUUGGGCGCUCUUUGGUUACGAAAAGCAAACAAAUGACUUAACACUCGUUGACAAAGGAAGCGGUGGUUUAGAAGAAUUGUUUAAUGCAUUCAAUGCGAGCCAAAUCUUAUACGCCUUCUGCAGCGUAAAGGAUCCAAACACUGAUCUAUUGAAAUAUGUGCUCAUAAAUUGGCAAGGAGAAGGAGCGCCUCUCCAGAGGAAAGGCAUUUGUAUAAACCAUUUCCGCGAUGUCUGCGACUUCUUUAAAGGCUCUCACAUAACAAUCAACGCCAGAAUUGAAGAGGAAGUCGAACCCGAAGUGAUUUUAAGCAAAAUUACAAAAGUUUCAGCAAAAAUGAACUUAAAGGACAGGUCGGAGAUCAGCGAAAACAUUAGUCCCGUCGGAACUAAUUAUCGAAGAGUUCAGCCCCAGAGAGAGAUCAGUCAAACAGAUAGAGAAAACUUUUGGGCGAAGACUCAGGAAGAAGAGAGACUCCGACUCAUCGAAGAUAAGAAGAAAUUAAAUGAAAAUAGGGUUAAGUCUGAGAAGGAAAGAGAGGAAAGGGAAGUGAGAGACGCGAAACAAAGGGAACAAACGGUUCGCGAAAGGGAUGCAAAUAUUUCAGUGAUCAGAGAAUCGGAGAAAAACGCAACAAAUUCUGCCAAAAAUGUUACAAAACUUACCGAAAGUCUCAAUAAAGAUGAGAUCGACGACAACGAGAGGCGUAAACGAAGCGAAAACAUAAGGCGAGAGAGGGCUGAAGAAGUGAAAGCAGUGAUCCCUCAGAGCUCUAUCCAAAAGGCUCGCGCCUUAUUCGAGCAAAACUCAAGCGCCGGACAAAUGAAUUCCAUUCGCAACUCUUAUCAGUCGAAUAACAAGUCUUUGGUCUCAAAUCGAAAAGAAUUAUUUGAAUCAAACAAUUCUUCAAACAAUAUAUCAAAUAAUUCGUCAAAUAAUUUGCCAAACGUUUCCUCCAAAGAGUCGACGCUUAAGAAUGAUUUCAUUCAAAAACUUUCAUUUAAAGAGGAAGUGAAUGGCAAUCACGUCAACAAACCUAUCAUUCAAAAUGAUGUUAAACCCGAACCCCUUCACCAACCUAUACAACCCAUACAAGAAGCAGCUCCUCUUUACACAUCUCCUCUGCCCACUAAUGAACCAAUUGUUGACACAAUUAAUAGUCCUAUCGAUGAAGUGGUAGAGGAAGAGGUGGAAGAAGAAGAAGUUGAAGAAAUGGUUAUUAAUGGAAACCAUAACAACACGGCUUCAAAUGGUGUCUAUACCAGAGACUUAUUACAGGAAACAUAUAUCGAGAAUCAUCCGCUCGAAGACAUCGCUGAAGAGCAGACGUGGGACGAGCCAAACAAUGGUAUCGUUGAAGACGAAUACGAUUCCACUGAAAAUGUGUUAUCGGAUCGAAAAGAGGGAACGCUUGCAGAAGUGGGGCUCAAGAAAGCACGCGCUCUAUUCGACUAUCAGGCCGCUGAUGAGACUGAGAUAAGCUUCGACCCUGAUGACCUCAUCACUCAUAUCGAGCAGAUUGACUCGGGAUGGUGGCAGGGGUUGGCUCCCGACGGCACUUACGGCUUAUUUCCAGCUAAUUAUGUGGAAUUAAUUGAUUAA
This is a messenger RNA of Medioppia subpectinata, 1710 nucleotides long. The record is from the annotation of a GenBank genome assembly. NCBI's taxonomy places the organism in Eukaryota, Metazoa, Arthropoda, Arachnida, Sarcoptiformes, Oppiidae.